UCUCUUGGUCUUUAUGUAAAUAUAGUCACUGCUCUCAACUACAUUUUCGUUGUAGGUUAUGUAUGGCAUAAUAACUAAAGACUACUUUGUUUAACAGAUUCUUAUCGAUUAUAAUGUAACGAUUUUUCUUCGAUGUAAUUUGAAAAAUCAAGUGCUUGGUUAGCAUGGCUGCAUUAAUGAAAAAGCGAGUCUUGGCUGAAUUAAACCAGAGUCAAGUAGUCACGUCCGAACCGCCUGUCAAAUGUCUUAAAACUUUGAGGCUUUUAUCAUCUGGGUCCGGGAAAAAUGGAGCCUCGAACAAAGCUAGUUCUGCUCUUGCUUACAUUGAAUGUUUAGAAAAGUGCAACGAUGGAAAUAAGGCAUUGGAAUUUUUGAUCAGAAUAUCCGAUACCAUUGGGCUGAUGUCUGCAGAAGACAUUCCCAAAAUUGUUAAAAAUCUGGCUGACAGAUAUAAAAUUGAACCAGAAGCUGCUGUCAGAGCAAAGAUAUUUUGGGUGUUUGCCGAAUGUGGAGAACUGAUGUAUGAUUCCGUUGAAAAAACUAGGAUCGUUAACGAUACAGCCAUGCUCUUGAAGAACGAGCAAUCUCACAGGGUAAAGAGUCAGGGUCUGGCAACUUUACUUAAACUCGGUGAUCACAAUAGUUUGGUUUUAAAAGUCGCCAGAGACAAUUUACCAGAUACAUGGCAUGGGGUACAGACGAGAUGUCUCUCCAUAAUUGGACGCUAUUUAUCUGCCAAUGCUGUUGAUGAUACUCUAGUGCUAGUUAACAAUUAUGCCAAAUCUCAAGACCCUCGCGUGAGAGCUCGAGCAUUUGAAACAAUGGCAGAGUUACACUCUCAUCGAGGCUGCAGACUCCCAGCGAGCUUUUUUGAAGAAGCCUGUAAAUGUCUGCGAGAUGAUUACGAAAUAGUUAGACGCGCUGUGUUGAAAUUAAUUUGGCUGUUGGGAAACGAUUAUCCCGAAAUUGUGAUCUCUGGUGGAAAAGAGUGGGCCGAGGACAUGAAAAUGGUUGACAGUGCCUUUUGCAAAUUGUGCAGCUUAAUGGGUGACCUUUCUCCAAAGGUAAGAGCUUCAGCGAUGUCUCUACUUGGAUCACUGAAAGGAGUAUCUCGUCGCCACAUAGAGCAGGCAUUGGACAAAAAACAAAUAAGAGUCGAGGAUGAAGGUGCGGAAGUAGGAGAGCGGACUGGAAUAAACACUUGUGGCGCCUUUAUUCACGGUUUGGAGGACGAGUUUUUAGAAGUCCGGACUGCAGCAGUUGAAUCUUUAUGUUUAUUGUCUCUGGAAAGUCCUGAUAUUGCCCACAUUUCAUUGGAAUUUAUGGUUGACAUGUUCAAUGACGAAAUACAAGAUGUCCGUAUGAGAGCCAUCGAGUCGUUGAGAAAAAUGUCGGGCAGUGUCACUUUAGGCGAAGACCAACUUGAAACUAUUCUAGGAGCACUUGAAGACUUUUGUGGUGAAGUGAGAGAAGGUCUUCAUGUUACCUUGGGAGCAAGUCGCGUGGCAACGAAAAAAUGCCUAGAGAUGUGCGUCGCUAGAUUAUUAGAUAAUUUAGGUCGGUAUCCGCAAGAUCAAGAUAGUAUAUACAAUUGUUUGGCGACAAUGGGAGCAUCUCACCCAUAUUUGACUUUGCCCCUUGUACCACAAUUGUUAGAGCAGCAUCCAUUUUUCGACACUCCAGAGCCCAAUGUUGCUCUGCCAGCAUAUGUGAGCAAAUUAAUAUUGAUAUUCAAUGCCGCGGCUUAUUGUCCCAGUAUGCAUUCUCUGUUCACACACCAUGCUGUGAAACAUUAUCACUAUUUGCGCGAUACCAUGCCACAUUUGGUUCCCAGAUUGAAACCUGCUUUAUUGAUAAGUAGCACGGGUCGCAUCGAUGAAAAAUUAAAGGAUGAAGAAAUGGAGGACGGCAAUGCUCGAGAAUUUUUAAACAAAAUUAUUACCGCGGUGGAACACGCAAGACCCGGAGGCAGGGUUUACACGCAACUUUUGGAAGCAGCAGCUACAGACUUGGAUCGAUUAGCCGAGAUGGAUUUGAGGAUGGAGGGUGUUGCCCGAUUUUCAGCCUUGUAUGUACGUUGUCUGCUUCUGCUAAGACUAAUCGUGAAACAGCUGACACUUUCGCCAACCAUGAUAAGCUCGAAUACGUUGCUGAACGUUGCAAAAAAGAUCACCUCGCUUCACAAAUAUUCACAACAGCUUGUGCGAUUAUUUAUUGGACUGGAGGAUAAUCAAGUUGCUUUGGCUAAAAAUGUUUGGCUCAAAGCAUUAGCGUUGGAUUUGAUCUUCGCGACGAAUAAUGAUCCUACCAACGCGGGGAAUGUAUCUCGACAGUUUCUCGCGGAAACGGAUUCUCUGCCACAGGACACCACAAAAUUGCCACCAUUCUCAAAAGCUUUGGUCCAUCACUUGGCAGCAGUCGGUGAAGCUAAGCCAGCUACUCUCACGAGAAUUCUGGUACCUCUGCUAAUUAAUCUACCGCAACCAGGCGAUGAUAAAUUACCUAGGCCCCCGCAAUCUACAAAAUACUGUCAGGCUAUCAUCGAAGAACCAGUUAAUGAUUCUGACACUGUUUACAAAUUCACAGGAGGACUUAUAUUAGGCAUUCCAUUGACAGCCAAAAUUUUAAAUUUACGUGGUCCAAGUGCCAUAAGAAUAAAAUUGCGAUACCCAGAUCAGAAAGUUCAAUUGCUUCUGCCUCGUAAAUCGGAUCUUAAACUUCAAAAUAAUGGCAAAACAGAUGAUUACAGAUUGAGAACAACAGUACUCUUAUCGCACCAAGUAUGGAUGGAAGCUUGCUCCGUUGACAUAUCGAUAGCACUGCUCGUGGGCUCCGGUACAUGUAACCAUCCACCAUUGGAUGAUCCUUGCGUUAUAGACUUGUGCAAACCUACUAAAAUUUCCGUAUCACCCAAACAGGUCAAAAGAGGAAUAUAAUUAUAUAAGUUUUUUUGUACAUUAUGAACUAGAAAGUUU
This is a messenger RNA of Copidosoma floridanum, 2975 nucleotides long. RefSeq names its product integrator complex subunit 4 (gene IntS4). The record is from RefSeq and is a predicted model, not a curated record. Gene Ontology annotation, cellular component: integrator complex. Gene Ontology annotation, biological process: snRNA processing. Lineage: Eukaryota; Metazoa; Arthropoda; Insecta; Hymenoptera; Encyrtidae.